Panicum virgatum (switchgrass) is the source of this 1602-nucleotide messenger RNA. Its product is annotated as protein Brevis radix-like 1. The record is from RefSeq and is a predicted model, not a curated record. The transcript has 5 exons. NCBI's taxonomy places the organism in Eukaryota, Viridiplantae, Streptophyta, Magnoliopsida, Poales, Poaceae. Bases 21 to 1268 code for a protein of 415 amino acids.
CGUCGCGGGAUCCGAGGGCGAUGCUCACGUGCAUCGCGUGCUCCAGGCACCAGCUCCCCGGCGGCGCGCCGCCGCUGCGCGAGCCGGAGGAGGGGGAGGACGACGAGGAAGACAACGCCUUCGCCGGGGGCGGGGGUGAACCGGCGGGGACGCCCAGCGCGAGGCACGCCAUCAAGUCGCUCACCGCCCAGAUCAAGGACAUGGCGCUGAAGGCGUCGGGCGCGUACCGGUACUGCAAGCCGUGCGCCGGCUCGUCCCCGGCGGCGGCGUCGCGGCGGCACCACCACCCGUACGGCGCCUACGCGGACUCCGAGGUGGCCUCCGCGUCCGACCGCUUCCACUACGCGUACGGGCGCGCCGGCAGCUCUGCGGCGUCGACGCCGAGGCUGCGAAGCGGAGGCGCGAUGUCCAACGGUGACGUCACGCCGUCGGUCAGCGCGCGCACCGACUUCCUGGCCGGGGACGAGGACGGGGAGGACGGAGAGGAGAUGGCGGCGGGCGGCAGCGAGGAGGACGAUGCGAAGGAGUGGGUCGCCCAGGUGGAGCCCGGGGUGCUCAUCACCUUCCUCGCUCUACCGCAGGGCGGCAACGACCUGAAGCGCAUCCGAUUCAGCCGUGAAAUGUUCACCAAAUGGCGAGCACAAAGAUGGUGGACUGAAAAUUAUGAGAAAGUCAUGGAGCUUUACAAUGUGCAGAAGUUUAACAGUCAAGCUGCUCCUCUCCCUAGCACUCCAAGGUCUGACCAUGAGAACUCCAAAGAGGAGGAUAACCCAGAGACAGCUCCACAUUGCAAGGGGCACCUACCGCAUACUUUGCACAAACCACUAAAGGGCAGUGGAGCAAUAGGAUAUUCAUCUUCAGAUUCUCUUGAGCACAAAACCAAUCAUCUUGGCAAUGGUUACCGCCAUGACCGCUACCUUGGACACCAGUGCUACGAUUCGGUUGGACUGGCAUCAACACCUAAGUUGUCAAGCAUUAGUGGAGCAAAGACAGAAACUUCAUCUGUGGAUGCAUCAGUGAGGACAAGCUCAUCUCCUGAAGAGGUGGAUCAAUCAGGUGAACUUUCAGCCUCUGUUAGCAACGCAAGUGACCAAGAGAGGGAAUGGGUGGAAGAGGAUGAGCCUGGUGUGUAUAUUACUAUUCGGGCUUUGCCUGGUGGCAUCAGAGAACUCCGGCGCGUCCGAUUCAGCCGAGAGAGAUUCAGUGAGAUGCAUGCCAGGUUAUGGUGGGAAGAGAACAGGGCCAGAAUACAUGAUCAAUAUCUUUGAGAAGAAAUGUCAAUUACAUUUACCAAUUGCUAUUUCCAUCAUCUUUGAAGCAAUUUCUGUACAUCGGACCCUAACAUCGUGUCAUCAGGUUUGCUACUUGCUUUGGCAACAAUGACCCUGGGAGUCAGAACUGCUUGCAUGUGUGGCAGUGAGCUUUCGGACUUGCUUUUCUCUGUCUAACAUUCGCUAUGCUUGUGUGAUACAUGUUUUCAUUUUGCUGCAUUGUUGCAAGUUUGGAUAGGUGGUUUCUGUGAAAAAAAAUCAAGAUUUUGUACUUUUUUAUCAGCCAUAAGUUGCUGGUUUGGAAAGCAAAAGGUGUUCAUACCAUUAGUAA